AAUCGUAUUGUACUGUAUUCAGGUAAAGAUAAAGGCGUAUUAAACACGUUCAAAAUGGGUAUAUAAUCGUAGCAGUGCUGUUAUGACCUAAGUCAGUCAAGUUAGAGAAGUGUUAAACAGUUGAUCGUCUCUUAAUCUUCGCAUAUUCGACAGUUGCUUAAGAAAGAUUAAAGCAAAUACACAAUAUUUACAUUAAAAUGAGUAAGACAAGUGAAGAAGAUUUGGUUACAAGUGGUCAUCGGGCUUUUGCCGCUUGGAAUCCUAUAUUCAGUCUAGAGAGUCCUCUUAGAGUCCGCAUGAAAGUUGUCGACGAAUUGAAUUCUAGCCUUAUUAUGAUGGAUGAAUUAUCCGAACAACAGAAGCUGGAUGAGGCACUAGAAGGCCUGGUUCGAAGGUGUGAGGGCUUCAGGAAACUAAACUACUGCUCUUCAGAGCAAGGUAGUUCUUCGGGUGUAUCGUCGCUUGCCGUAACACCGCCUUUGGACACAAUAAACGAAUCUUCUGAUAGAAGUGAUGCAAAUAACGUUUGUGCAAAUCAGGAUAUGAAUGCUAUAAAGAAUGACAGUGACAGUGAAAAUAGCUGUAGUGAUGAAUAUCCUAUGCGAACGGUAGAUGAUGAUGGCGUUGAAAUGGUUAUAAUCGGCAAUUAUGAUACGCGCAUUCCGGCAAAACUUUUCGAUACAAUUCUAUGGAGUUCAGCUGCUUCCGCUACUCGUCAAUUGUUGGGAUUCAUCUUUUCCGACGAUGAAUUAGCUACGCACACCUUGACUGGUAAACCUUCACCAGCAUUUCAUGGUCGCCAACGGCCACCUAAAUCGCAGCUAGACCCCGAUAAAGUGGCCGACGUUAUUUCUAUUGUACAAGCGAAAUGCUCUUGUAAUGAACGCGUGGUUCGGGCAGCUAUUACUACUAAAUGUUCAGAUACAGCUAGGAAGUACAAGCGUCAGUCUAAAAAGAAUCAAACGAUUUAAUGUCAAAUUUCUAUUU
Glossina fuscipes is the source of this 987-nucleotide messenger RNA. It is a transcript of the gene Elba2, whose product is annotated as early boundary activity protein 2. NCBI's taxonomy places the organism in Eukaryota, Metazoa, Arthropoda, Insecta, Diptera, Glossinidae. The coding region runs from base 198 to 971 and encodes 257 amino acids. The record is from RefSeq and is a predicted model, not a curated record. Gene Ontology annotation, molecular function: transcription corepressor activity; DNA binding. Gene Ontology annotation, biological process: positive regulation of neuron differentiation; negative regulation of Notch signaling pathway. Gene Ontology annotation, cellular component: nucleus. The transcript is spliced from 2 exons.